Trichosporon asahii var. asahii CBS 2479 is the source of this 1629-nucleotide messenger RNA. Its product is annotated as acetamidase. NCBI's taxonomy places the organism in Eukaryota, Fungi, Basidiomycota, Tremellomycetes, Trichosporonales, Trichosporonaceae. The record is from RefSeq and is a predicted model, not a curated record. The transcript has 2 exons. Bases 1 to 1629 code for a protein of 542 amino acids.
AUGACAACAGACAAGGGCGACUGGAAGGCGCGUGCGGCCGCAUACAAGCAAUCUAUCCUCGACGCGAUCCCGCCAGAAUGGCGCGUCGACGAGUCCGUCCUCGCCGGCCUGAAGCCCGGGUCCGAGGUGCGCUUCGUCGCCCAGCAGACGAUUCUGACCAAGGACGAGAUCCACCUGCUCGCGCGCGACGCGACGACGCUGGCCGCUGACAUUGCCGCGGGCCGCUUCACUGCCGUCGCGACGGCCACGGCUUAUGCCAAGAGUGCGGCGGUUGCGCACCAGGUCACCAACUGCCUCAUGGACUUCUUCCCCGACGAGGCGCUUGCACGCGCCAAGGAGCUUGACGAGUACUACGCCAAGAAUGGCAAGACUGUCGGUCCGCUGCACGGCGUGCCCGUCAGUGUCAAGGACAUGGUCGCGGUCAAGGGCCGCCGCAUGACUGCGGGCUUUCUCGCAAUCGCUGAAGGCCCCUACGGCGUGUCGGCCGAUGACGCUACGCUCGUCGCGGCUCUGCGCGCGGCGGGCGCCGUGUUCUACUGCAAGACGACGAACCCGCAAGCCAUCAUGCACCUCGAGACCGACUCCUUCCUGGGCCCGACGACGAACCCGCUCAACACGGCGCUGACGUGUGGCGGCUCGUCGGGCGGCGAAGCGGCGCUGAUGGCCGCCGGCGCCGCUGUGCUCGGUAUCGGCACGGACAUUGGCGGCAGUAUCCGCAACCCCUGUGCGAACUGUGGGCUUUACGGCUUCAAGCCCACCGCUGCGCGCCUGCCGCGCGGAGGCAUGAUGGGCGGUAUGCCGCACCAGGAGUCGAUUGUGGGCGCGACGGGCCCGCAGACGGUGAGCGCGCGCGACAUGCGGCUUUUCAUUGAGACGGUGCUUGCGUCCGAGCCGUGGCGGAUCGAUCCCGGCUGCGUUGGCAUGCCCUGGAAGCAGACGCAAGGGUGGCGGUACGGCGGUGCCAAGCCGCGCGUGGGCGUGAUGUGGGACGACGGGCUGGUCUCGCUGCAGCCGCCGAUGAAGCGUGCCCUGCGCGAGGCGGUGGACAAGCUCAAGGCUGCCGGAUUCGACCUCGUCGACGUUGCGCCGUACAAGAGCAAAGAGGCGUGGGACCUCAUCAACACGCUCUACUUCACCGAUGGCGGGAAGCGGGUGCGCGACCUGUGUGCGGAGACGGGUGAGCCCAUCCUCCCCCUCACGCAGUGGGUGAUGCAGGGUGCACGGGAGAUUGACGCGACCGAGCUCCGCGAACUCGUCAAGACGCGCGACGGGUUCCGCGCCGCCUACAACCAGUAUUGGAACGAGCAGAAGAUUGACGUCCUCCUCUGCGCGCCCGGGUAUGGUACCGCGCAGCCCCUCGGCACGACAAAGUACUGGAACUACACGUCCUUCUUCAACCUCGUCGACUACCCCGCGGGUGUGUUCCCGGCCUCGGUCGUCAAGCCGGAGGAGGACAGGAAGGAGGAGAAGAAGGCCUUCAUCACCGAUAUGGACAGGUACUGCAGCGAGAUUUACGACCCGAAGGUGUUCUGGAACGCGCCGGUUGGCCUCCAGGUCGUCGGACAGAGGUGGGAUGACGAGGCGACGCUCGAGGCGCUGACGCUCAUCUCCAAGGUCGUCACUGCGUAG